AAGGAAGACAACAGUGUCCUGCACAAAAAUCAUGAGCAAAAAUAUCAGCAUUGUGGACAAUAAGAAAUGCAAAUACUUAACCAAGCCAGAGCCACAGAUUCGAAAGUGCAAUGAGCAACCAUGUCAAACAAGAUGGAUGAUGACAGAAUGGACCCCGUGUUCCCGGACUUGUGGAAAAGGGAUGCAGAGCAGACAAGUGGCCUGUACCCAACAACUGAGCAACGGAACUCUGAUUAGAGCCCGGGAGAAGGACUGCGCGGGACCUAAGCCAGCCUCUGCCCAGCGCUGCGAGGGCCAGGACUGCAUGACCGUGUGGGAGGCAGGAGUGUGGUCCGAGUGCUCAGUCAAGUGUGGCAAAGGUGUACGUCAUCGGACCGUGAGGUGUACUAACCCAAGAAAGAAAUGUGUCCUCUCCACUAGACCUAGGGAGGCUGAGGACUGUGAGGAUUAUUCAAAGUGCUAUGUGUGGCGAAUGGGUGAUUGGUCCAAGUGUUCAAUUACCUGUGGCAAAGGAAUGCAGUCCCGUGUUAUCCAGUGCAUGCAUAAGAUCACAGGAAGACAUGGAAAUGAAUGUUUUUCUUCAGAAAAACCUGCAGCAUACAGGCCAUGCCACCUUCAGCCCUGCAAUGAGAAGAUUAAUGUAAAUACGAUAACAUCACCCAGACUAGCUGCUCUGACGUUCAAGUGCCUGGGAGAUCAGUGGCCAGUGUACUGCCGGGUGAUACGCGAAAAGAACCUGUGUCAGGACAUGCGGUGGUAUCAGCGCUGCUGUGAGACAUGCAGGGACUUCUAUGCCCAAAAGCUGCAGCAGAAGAGUUGACCUCUAGCAGGCUGGCUGGCUCACAGCUCUUUGCAAUUACAUUAUUUAUAAACACACACACUAGCAUGUUUUUCAGACCGAAUAUUAUCAGAUUACAUAUAAUUUAAUCAAAUUAAUUUAUUUUUUUUGCCUGCCAGACAUCCAAUGUGGUGUUUGUUUUGGUUAUACAAACAUUUUGAUUUAUACUAUAUGGCUUCAUAAAUAAUUUUAUAUGAAUGAAUAAGUUGGAUCCAGUAACCUAAAAAAUGAAAAAGAAAAAAAAAACAACAUAUCAUUAGAGUUUCAAAAUUUUUUUUGUUUGUUAGGACUGUCUCUAAGGUGCUACUCUCUCCCCACCAAUAGCAUUGAGUUAUACAGAAUGUGUACUAACUUAGCAUAAUAGUUUAGUUAUAUAUGGAGAGAAAUCAUUUUUGGUUUUUUGGUGUCCUGCUGCAGAAUUAACCCAUUUUCUGUAAUCUGCAGGAGAUGUGUAAACAUAACAAACCUCAUAGUGUUGAACAGGUUUUUAGAGAAUGUAUUAUGAAUGUGGUUCAGAUUUAGAGACAUCCAUAGGAAAAUUCUGCUGUAAUUAUAACCUUAUUUUAUAAUGGAAAAGAAAAGUCAAAAUAGAGACUUUGAUCAUGCUCAUGAACAUGUACUUGAACACAAGUAUUGUAACAAUGAAACACUGUAAUGAUUUACACUGAAUCACCAUUGCACUGUUGAUAUAGUGUAGAGAAACCGUUAGAAAUGGUAACAUCCUACAAAAAUGUGUAUUAUUUUAACAUGUUGUCAUUAGAUUUUAGCUUUUUUAAAUAUUUUGAACAAAGAAAGCAUUGAUCCACCCAUUUCCUUGUAUCUUUUUAGCAGAUUUAUUAAAGAGUAUGGUACUUAGCAUCACAAAUCAUGAGAAAUUUUAUUAAAUAUUUUUCAGCCUUUUCCUUAGGAACAAGGAAAGUCAAAAAUCAUAUAAUAUGUGGUAGUUUCAUUGUGUUUUUUCCUUUUAAAAAUUAAAAAGUUUUACGAUUUUUGUGAAACGUUCAAAAGCCAGCUUAAAAUUUUUCUUGUGAGAAAAUACUGUACAUGAUUCACAUGAUUUCUUAGAUUUUUCAAUAAAAUAUGUGAAACUUUC
Messenger RNA from Galeopterus variegatus (Sunda flying lemur), 1931 nucleotides. RefSeq names its product A disintegrin and metalloproteinase with thrombospondin motifs 19-like. The record is from RefSeq and is a predicted model, not a curated record. Gene Ontology annotation, biological process: extracellular matrix organization. Gene Ontology annotation, cellular component: extracellular matrix. Bases 32 to 820 code for a protein of 262 amino acids. The transcript is spliced from 5 exons. Gene Ontology annotation, molecular function: metalloendopeptidase activity. Lineage: Eukaryota; Metazoa; Chordata; Mammalia; Dermoptera; Cynocephalidae.